Messenger RNA from Arabidopsis thaliana (thale cress), 2485 nucleotides. RefSeq names its product Cysteine/Histidine-rich C1 domain family protein. Bases 198 to 2324 code for a protein of 708 amino acids. The record is from RefSeq and is marked reviewed. Lineage: Eukaryota; Viridiplantae; Streptophyta; Magnoliopsida; Brassicales; Brassicaceae. The transcript has a single exon.
AAGUAACAUUAACUCCAUUUUUUCUUGCAUUUACUCAACUUCACCAAAUCGUAGAGAAGUUGGAGAAAUAAAUGAUCAGAAACACACAUCAAUCGCAACCAAGCGGUCAAUAAAAUACUAAAUAGACAAAGAAGAAGUAGCUCCAGCUCCUCCGCCUUGGAUUAUUUUUACACCGGAGAAGCAAAAAAGAAAAGAAGAUGGACAUGAAAGAAGUGCCUCCACCUCCUCCACCUUCUGGAUUCAAACGAUAUAAGAAAAAAAGAAGCAAAAAGAUGGACAACAAAGAAGUGCCUCCACCUCCUCCUCCUCCUCCUCCACCUGUUCUGCCUCAUAUCCGAUCAAGAAAAAAGAUGGACAUCAAAGAAGUGCAUCUACCUCUUCCACGUCACUAUCCUCCUCCUCCUCCGCCUCUUCCGCCUCCUCCGCCUUAUGGAUUCAGACGACAUCAUAACCAAAGCGGCAACGAGCUUGAGAAACGAAUAGCACGUCUAGGCUUUCCAACUCUUCGCCCUUUUCAAUCCAAACGAUAUGAUAACCAAACCCUUCCAAACCCAAGAUGUCCUCUGUCUAAUCCAACCUACCCCCACACACUCAAUCCUAAGUUCAGCGUAAACACUACAAAUGGUUGUUUUACAUGCGGUGAAAACACAUCCCCCUGGAUUGACCACCAUAAUGUCCAUUUCUUCUGCAAGAGGUGCCAUGUCGAGUUCCACUUUGGUUGCCACACGUACCCUAGUGAGUUAACACAUCCUUAUCACCUCCAACACCCUCUUAUUUUCACAUUUCAUAACUAUCAAACUGGGGUCAUAUCAGACGCCAGGAUAGAUGAAUCCUUUUGCACUACAGUUUUGUCUGGCUCCGAUCCUAAGAAGUCUGGCUCUAUAGAUAAAUGUUCAUGGUGUGGAAAAAAUAUCCAAGGGAAUUGGUUCUAUCGUUGUUCUAUAUGCAAAUUUUGUUUGGAUCUCUCUUGCUCCCAAACUGAUCCACCUCUGCUCGUUGCAAACCCAAAGAGUCAUCACCAUUCACUCGUAUUCUAUGCUCGACCACUCUUGACUCCGUGUGAUGCUUGUGGGUCGGUCAAUGUGUUGGAUCCAAGUUAUGCUUGCUUUCAAUGUAACUACAUGGUCCAUCAAAGUUGCAUCGACUUACCACGAGUCAUAAAGAUCACUCGUCACCAGCAUCGUCUUUUUCAUACUCCUUACCUCCAUUCCACGAUUCCACCAUGUCGGAUCUGCUACAAACCAGUUGACAUCAAGUACGGUCAGUAUUCUUGCAAACACGAGGAUUUCUCUUACGUUGUCCAUUCCAAAUGUGCAACACAUGAGAAUGUAUGGGAUGGGAAAGAACUCGAAGAGGAACCAGAAGAACCCGACAACAUUGAAGAUAUCGUCCCAUUUGAGAAGGUUAGUAAUGAUAUGAUCAAGCAUUUCUCUCAUGAACAUCAUCUUCUGAAGCUAGAAAAGUAUGACCGUGUUCGAGAUGCAGAGAAGCAAUGCCAAGCAUGCAUCCUUCCUAUCAACUCUCACGACUUCUUCUAUAACUGCAUGGAAUGUGAUUUUUUCCUCCACGAGGUAUGUGCUGGUCUACUUAGAAAAUUGGAUCAUGCGUUGCACGUUCACCCUCUUGUCCUAGACCCUUCUCCUCAACGACACUAUAAUCAAAAUGGUUGUUUGGGUUGUUCGAGAAAAUCUACUGGUUUCAGGUACAAGUGCUCCAUAGAGAAAUGUGUGCUUCUCGAUAACGUUCAGAUAGAUGUUAGAUGUAUCUUAGUUCCAGAUUUUUUCACCCAUACAGCUCAUGAACAUCCCCUAUUUAUAUCCACAUCCGAGAAAGGGAAAAGUAAGAUUUGUUGCGAGGCUUGCAAGGAGAUAUGUCUUGUGUCCUACCUACAGUGUUCUGAAUGCAAAUUUGCUAUGUGUUAUCAGUGCGCUACCAUUCCAAACGAAGUCUACUACAAAUACGACAAGCAUUUUCUCUCCCUUUGCUACGGAGAAGUAGUGUUUGGUACGUAUUGGUGUGAAGUAUGUGAGAAAGAGGUAGAUCCAAGGGAUUGGUUUUACGCAUGCAACAAAUGUUGUAUCACUGUCCAUCUUCAAUGUGUAUUCGGAUCCUCUGGUUAUGUGAAGCCUGGUUUCACAUUAUAUCAUUACUUCACAAAAAUGGAAGUUUUAAGCAACAGUAAGAGCACUCGACCGUUUUGCACUGAAUGUGGUCAACGUUGUCCAAGUUCCGUCUACUACAAACUUGGUUGGUUGGGAACUAGUACUUUUUGUUCGUUGAAUUGCUUAACGUCAAAAGAAAAAUUGAUGGUGUUGUCAACAUGAUGAGUUUUUUUUUAAUGUGUUAUUGGAAUUUUUUUUUUUUAAUAAUGUUUUUCAGAGAUUUGUGUAGUUAUUAUUUAGAUCCAGAGAGUUUUUCAGAGAUUAUUGGAUUUUAAUGUGUUAUUGGAUUUUUUGUUUUUAAUGAUGUGCAACAAAGAGAGUUU